AUGGAGGGUGCAGUAUCGGAGCUUCAGGAAGCCACCAAGCAGAUGGUACGGGUGGAGUCAGCAAGCCAGUAUGCUGCUGCCAAGGGCAAGCGCAAGCGUAGGAACCCAAGCUUCCGUGAAGAAAACACAGUGGCCAAAUUCUACACCCACUGUCCAGCAGCCAGGAGGGAAGCGCCCCUACUCUUCUGGAUUGCGCUGGUGUAUUCCAGCUUGGAUGCAGCGGGUAACCAACCCCUGGACACUCCAGUUGGUAAUACACUGUUACAUUCUGGGCUACAGAGUCUUGCUCUGCACAGACAACACAGAGGUGGUCUCCUACAUCAACAAGGCGGGAUGGAGGGACCAGAUCCCCAUCACUAUCAACUCUGGUGGAAGAAAUUCUCAAUUCGUGCCUGGAAUUGCAAUGUGGAGCUAACUGCACACCACCUUCCAGGGGUGCGGAACAGUCAAGUGGACGCCCUCUCGCGGCGACUUUGUCUCCAGAACACAGAGUGGCAGGUAUUGGGUUUGGAUUGUGAAUGGGUGAGUGUUGAUGGCCAUCCUAAUCCAGUCUCACUUCUACAACUUUCAACAUUAGAUUACUGUUAUCUCAUACAAAUCCAUAGAAUUCAACCAAUGCUACCAGAAUGUUUAAUUGAUAUAUUACAGGACAAAAGCAUUCUUAAAGUUGGUGUCGGUAUUAUGGAGGAUGCUAAGAAACUGUUACAUGAUUACAAGAUGUUAGUUAGAGGUUGUGUGGAUCUCAGAACCUUCACAUUCAGACAUCGCCCUCAGUUGAAACGUUGUAUCACCGGAAGUCUUGCUGAUCUAUCUUAUGAGAUUCUAGGAAAAGAAAUGGAUAAAUCGUUGGAUGUGCGAUGCGGAAACUGGGAAGCUGUCGAUUUCAGCGAUGUUCAAAUAUCAUAUGCAGCCGAGGAUGCAGUUAGCUCUGUGCAAAUAUUUGUGUCUGUUGCGCUCAACAAAUUAGAUUUCAACGAAGAAGACCUUAGAUCGGGAGAUAAUUGGGUAAGGGUUCUCAGUCUCUGCCAGGGGAUUAUUGAUGUAAAAUUCAGACAGGAGGGUGGGAAGAAGAAUAAUCCUCGGAAAGGGAACGCUGUUGCGAAAAGUAAAAAACCUAAUGAGGUGAAACAUGUGAGUAAAGCAUACUCUGCAAGGAGAGGACCACUGUACGAUAACUGUCAGUUGCUAGCACCGGAUGGUCAAUUAUUGUGUACGUGUGACAGACGAAAAGCAGAAUGGUACGUGCAUAAGGACAUCGGUGAAGUGGUUCAUGACGAUCAGCCAUAUACAGUCAGACUGAAGUUUGAGCCGUCAGGAAGACCUGGAUCUGAACGAAAUUAUUACCUGACAGAAAAAGAAAACCGAUGUGUGGUGUGUGGUGCAGUGGACUCCUACAUUCGAAAGAAUGUUGUCCCACACGAAUAUAGGAAAUAUUUUCCACGUCGUCUCAAAGAGCAUUCUUCCCAUGAUGUUGUACUGCUGUGCUUCGCUUGUCACCAGCUCAGUUCCAAUCUGGAUGCUCCAAUGCGACAACACUACGCUGACCUGUGUGAUGCGCCGCUGCCCAGUCACACACAUAACAGAUACCACGAGAACAUCACCGUAGUCAAAAUUCGCUCAGCUGCAAGAGCUUUGAAAUUCAACCGAGGAAAACUGCCGGAAGCACGCAAACUGGAACUAGAGGAAUAUAUUCAAAACUACUGCAGCAUCGAUGAUGUUAACGAUGAAGUAAUUGAAGAAUGUAUAAAAUUAGAUUCAAAAGUUACCAACGAUGGCUAUAUACCACAUGGGUACAAAGUCGUUGAAGUUGUUCGUCAAAGUGAGGGUGGACUGAUUGAGUUUGAGAAGGCUUGGAGACAACAUUUUCUCAAUACCAUGCAACCAAAGUUUUUACCAGAGUUGUGGUCUGUUGAUCACCGAACAGUCUCUGCUGGGGAACACACUAACAGACGAAAAUAUGGUAGCGAGGAAGACGACAUCAUACAAGUGAAAAGUCAUGACAAUGAAUGUAGCUCACAUUCUAAUAAUGAAUUCGAAACUGAUUUGUAA
Messenger RNA from Saccoglossus kowalevskii, 2049 nucleotides. RefSeq names its product exonuclease 3'-5' domain-containing protein 2-like. Gene Ontology annotation, cellular component: nucleus; cytoplasm. Gene Ontology annotation, molecular function: 3'-5' exonuclease activity; nucleic acid binding. NCBI's taxonomy places the organism in Eukaryota, Metazoa, Hemichordata, Enteropneusta, Harrimaniidae. Gene Ontology annotation, biological process: nucleobase-containing compound metabolic process. The record is from RefSeq and is a predicted model, not a curated record.